Messenger RNA from Ceutorhynchus assimilis (cabbage seed weevil), 1994 nucleotides. NCBI's taxonomy places the organism in Eukaryota, Metazoa, Arthropoda, Insecta, Coleoptera, Curculionidae. The record is from the annotation of a GenBank genome assembly.
CGCUAUUGUCAAAAAUCAGCUGUUUUUAAUCCAAAAUUCAAAAACGAAUGGAAUGUUUUUAUUUAUAUUUCAAAUAAAUAAACAAUUAAUUAUCGAAAAAUACUGAUUAGCAUAAUCAACAUGAGCAAUAACAAAAACAAAGACGAUAAUAAUAGACCAAUAACAUCCAGUCCUGCUUCCACUGUAUCAGGAAAAACGUCGGUCAGUGAGGACGUUGACCAAAGUUUGCCUAAUAAUUUGGUGUGCGAGGAAUUACAAUUGGCCAUAAAUAAGGAAGCAUCUGAAAACGACCUAACACAAGCAAUUAACCGAUGUAAAGAACUGAUACUAGAAAAUUUUGAAUGUUCCAUUGAGAGAAAGUGGCUGGUCAGACAUUUGAUUGAACUUAGAUUGAGGAAGCAAGAGCACCGGGAAGCAAUGGCUGAUCCACAGCAUCCAGGUAACAAAUCCAGCGGCGUAUCGAAUAGGACAAUCAAAGGACAUCACCUUAAACUACAGCCUCUACUAAAAACAGCCACGCAUCCCUACUGCGACCAUUGCACCGGAACAAUUUGGAGCGUGGUCCAAGCCUGGUACAUGUGCGACGAUUGCGGCUACUGUUGCCAUUACAAGUGCAUGUCUUCGAUUGUCAGGGAAUGUGCUCACGUCGUUGCUUGCGAACGAGGACAAUACGAACUCCGAAUUUGUCCCGAAAUCGGAAUGGCCGAGCAAAAGUAUCUUUGCGCUGAGUGCGGAACACAGUUGGUUUUGAACAAAGAAUGGUCAGACAUCCGUCGCUGCGACUACAACGGCCUCUACUACUGCUCGGCCUGCCAUUGGAACAGCUCGGCAAUAAUUCCGGCUCGAGUCAUCCACAAUUGGGACUUGGACCCUCGUUCCGUUUCGCAAUCGAGCCUCCAGAUACUGAAAGUCACAGCCGACCGGCCUCUGAUAAACUUGGAAAAGCUAAACCCGCAGCUUUUCACACGAAUCCAGGAACUGAAUUUGGUUAAAAGGCUGCGCAAAGAACUUCAAGGCAUUCGGAAAUAUUUACUGGUUUGCAGGCGGGCGAACGAAGAGCAUUUGAUUUGGAAAUGCGAUAGGCCUCAUUUAAUAGAAAACCUGGACAUGUACAGUUUACAAGAUUUGGUCGAUACGCAUUCCGGUGAUUUACCUUCGAAAUUGCACAAUUUUGUUGAUAUUUAUACGAAACACAUCAAAGUAGAUUGCGAAGUUUGCAAAGGCCGAGGGCACAUUUGUGAGGUAUGCAAAAACGAGGAAGUCUUGUUCCCUUUUGUCAUUUCCGCGUUUGUUUGUCAAAAUUGUAAAGCGGUGUUUCAUAAAAGUUGUAUGGAGAGGAAGAAUAAUGAGUGUCCGCGAUGUUUGAGGAUUAGAAAAAGAUUUGAAAGUGAACUUGAAUCAAUUAAUGAUGAAGAUAAGUAGUUUGAGGUACUUUUUGAAACAAGUUUCUGCCAAUUUCAGCAAACAACUGCAUGUGGCAACGUCAAAAUAUUGCAGAAGAGUUUUGAUUUAAACUGUUGCCAAACUUUCAAUGUUUUCUUCAAAUUGGUGAGUUUUUAAAAACAAAUUGCUAGCAUUUUAUAUACAUAUUUCUGACGUAACGUUUUCUUUUGAUGAUUAUGCGUGGCAAGAUUGAUUUUAUUUAUUUUCAAGAGGUUGAAACAUGGAUAGACCUAUAAUGUGCAAUUUUUUUAAUUAGAUUUAUUAUUUAUUAAUAAUCAGUAUUGGUUUGUUGUUAGGGUAUUAUUACUAAUUGGAAAAUGGGGAAAUAUCAAACAUUUUCAAUGGCAUACUAAUUGUGAUAAUGUAUAUUAAAUUGAAACUAAAAGAAAUAUUUUGUGUUUUAUUUCCUCAUCUCGUGUAUUUGCUGAAUGUUGUCUUGCCUGACUGUAAAUAUCCUAAGUCAAUCUGAUAUGAGAAAAUUAGAAAGAUACAUUUUAAAAAAUCGCAAGUGACUACUUGUUCUGCCUCACAUCCUCCCUAUUUAUUUUUUC